Molecule: messenger RNA, 1056 nt
Organism: Hansenula anomala
Lineage: Eukaryota; Fungi; Ascomycota; Saccharomycetes; Phaffomycetales; Wickerhamomycetaceae
Product: SDR family oxidoreductase
Exons: 1
Coding region: 1-1056 (351 amino acids)
Molecular function (GO): oxidoreductase activity, acting on the CH-OH group of donors, NAD or NADP as acceptor
Source: RefSeq, a predicted model, not a curated record
AUGUCAGGAAAAACUGUUUUAUUAACUGGUGCCUCAGGUUUCAUCGCUUUACACAUCACUGAUGAAUUAUUAAGAAAAGGAUACAAAGUCAUUGGUACUGUUAGAUCCCAAUCAAAAGCUGAUAAAAUCACAAAACAAUUCAAAGAAUUAUAUCCAAAUGGGGAAUUAUCUUUUGAAAUAGUUGAAGAUAUUGCAGCUGAAGGUGCUUUCAAUGAAACUUUACAAAAACAUCCAGAAAUUACAGAAGUUUUACAUACUGCUUCUCCAUUUUCUUUUGGUUUGAAUAAAGAUUUGAAAGAAGCUUAUUGGAUUCCAGCUACUCAAGGUACUAAGAAUAUCUUAACAGCUAUCAAAGAUUUCGCUCCACAAGUUAAACAUGUUGUUGUUACUUCAUCAUUUGCUGCAAUUGUUGAUAUUGCUAAAUUAUUAAGUGAUAAAUCAUUUGUCCAUACUGAAGAAACUUGGAACCCAAUCACUUGGGAUCAAGUUAAAAAUGAAGUUGACGCUUACUUUGCUUCCAAGAAAUUAGCUGAAGAAUUGGCUAGAAACUUUGUUAAAGAACAAUCACCAAAUUUCACAUUAACUACAGUCAAUCCACCUUAUGUUUUGGGUCCUCAAAAAUUCGAAGAAGCUUUAGUUAACCCAACUUUAAACACUUCAGCUGAAUAUGUCAACAAAUUAUUAGCAAUCAAACCAGAUAAUGAAGAAUUCCAAUCACAACCUUCAGGUUUAGCAGUUGAUGUUCGUGAUGUUGCUAAAUUACAUGUCUUGCCUUUAGAAAAUGAAAAAUUGGCAGGUGCAAGAUUAUUCCCAACCAAUGGUGCUUUCAUCGGUCAAUCAAUCUUGGAUAUUAUUCACAAAAACUUCCCAGAAUUAGAUGGUAAAGUUGGUAAAGGUAAAUCUGAAGGUGUUGAAGAAUAUCUUGCUAACAAUUCAGCAAAAUACAAUGUUUCAAAGACUAAAGAAAUCACUGGUAUUGAAGAAUUCAUCCCAUUAGAAAAAACUAUUGUUGAUUCUGUUGCUCAAAUCUUGGCUUAUAAAAAAGCUCACAAUUAG